CCGCGUCGUUCGCGAUGGCAGACGUAGCCGCAGUCAGAGCAGAGAUCAAGGCAUGGGAGCGCGCAUUCAAGCAGAACAAUGGACGCCACCCGACUGUCGAUGAUAUUCGCAGUCAACCCUCUGUUGCGGAGAAAUACAAGCUGUACAAGGCGUUGACGAAGGGUUCCUCUACCAAGGCAUCCCAGUCCAGCGCAAAGAACACUCCUACCACCCCGCCUCGCGCGAAGUCCAAGUCCACCUCUGCAACCAUGCUUGCAUCGACUUCUCGUGCCGCGGAGAGUACGGCACCAUUACCCGCUUUCAACCCCUUCUCGCCGCAGAAAAAGAAGUCUACGAAGCCGCAAGCAUCUCGAACAAGCAAUCCUUCGCGUACGAACUUGUUUGCUUCCCCGGUGAAAGGGAAGGCAGCGAAGACAGCUUCGUCGCAGCGAUUUCUCUCUCCAGAUCCAUUCCCUGAGAUUGCACCCUCGAUAAACUCGAUACGAGCACCCCUUCUAUCUCAGCAACUCACUCCCGAGACCUCGACCGCCGUAUCUCGAGCGCGGAAGCGCCUCCGGGGUGACCCUGUGUCGCCGUCCCCGGACAAGCGCAGACGUCUGACAACGACGCCAAUGCUUGCCCGGUCACGGCCCGGCGACAGCGACGACGAAGACGAUCCCAUGAGCGGCGACGCGUCUUUCGUGGACGACUCCCCCAUGAAGGCCCCUGCCGGCUUCAUGAAGCUCUUCGACGAGCAGAACGGCGGAAAGGGCGAGCUCAGGCGUACCUCUUCCUUCGCGCUCUUCGGGGCUGCAAUGAAGAAGGGUGCCACCGACUCCGAGGACGAGAUGGAUACGUCAGCCGACGGUCAUGUCCCGCCGCCAAAGCUUCGUUCUGCGCCCAAGUUGGCUGCGAAGAAGUUCACGAACGGCCAUGCAAAGACGUUCGGCAAUCCCAUGCACCUGGCCAAGGACAACCUGUUUGCAGAAUCAGGACCUGGCGACGACAAGCCUGCUGCCCCGAGUAAACCUUCGCGGGCUCAGAAGAGAUCGUCGUCGCGCGCAGUGGAACAGGUCGCAGCAUCACAGCCUCCGCCUACCGCUACGCACGCGGAGACGAUACUCAUCCCACCAUCCCCGCCUCCCGCCGACUCACAUCGCAAAUCAUCGUAUAUGAACGCCAAGGGCAAGGCCGCUGCCAAGUCAGCUAGCCGGAAGAAGGCGAAGGUCGACGAUGAAGACGGGUCCACCUCCGAUGCAGAAGACGAGGUCGUGGUGAAGGUCUUCAACCGGCACCCUACACACGCCCCGCACGAGGACGAUGAUGAUUUCGACGGGUUUGAUCCGGCUUUGCUGCACACGAAGCGCAGGGGCGCCUCACCUCGCGCCUUCGACAUGGAUGACAACGGGCAGGUGGCGGAGGAGACGCUGGAGGUGAACCUGCCAGAAGACUUGCGGCGGAUCCUCGAUAUCGCACCGGAGGAGCGCACAGCACGGGAGGAGCGCCGCCUGGCAGAGGGGCUGGUGUACGGCAGGCGCGUCGGUCAUUACGACCCCAAGGCAGGCGAGAUUUGGGAUGUGGGGGAGGAUGAAGGGACCGGGGAUCGGGCUGAUACGGAGGAGGAAGACUGGGAGGAAGGGGAAGGUGUUCCAUGGGCUGCAGGAGAGUUGUAGCGAUAUGAACGAUUUCAUGAUAAUUCCCUUGUCUGAUACUCGGUGGCUUUCAUUCUCGGCG
This is a messenger RNA of Schizophyllum commune H4-8, 1713 nucleotides long. RefSeq lists its product as uncharacterized. Gene Ontology annotation, cellular component: DNA replication preinitiation complex. The coding region runs from base 15 to 1652 and encodes 545 amino acids. NCBI's taxonomy places the organism in Eukaryota, Fungi, Basidiomycota, Agaricomycetes, Agaricales, Schizophyllaceae. Gene Ontology annotation, biological process: mitotic DNA replication preinitiation complex assembly; DNA replication initiation; double-strand break repair via break-induced replication. Gene Ontology annotation, molecular function: DNA replication origin binding; single-stranded DNA binding. The record is from RefSeq and is a predicted model, not a curated record. The transcript has 2 exons.